Molecule: messenger RNA, 1533 nt
Organism: Cladocopium goreaui
Lineage: Eukaryota; Dinophyceae; Suessiales; Symbiodiniaceae
Source: the annotation of a GenBank genome assembly
AUGCUUCCCUAUGCAUGUCGACGAAACUCCGAGUUGGCGGAGAGCGGAGCCAGUGCGACGGAUUUCUCCAAUUUGUUUCAAGCUGCAAUGCCACUGGCGCUGGUGGCACCAGCACACCUCUAUGUGCUGAACCGAUCUUAUGGCAGGCAUUCAUUGGUGAUUAUGUCUCCGAGUAUGGGCGCAUCUUCACUGCUUUGCAACGUCUUGACCGGUUACCUCCUCUAUGGCGAGGUGCCCAUGGCCGCCAUCGAAUUCAGCGUGGGAAUUGCUUUGAUUUGCUUGGGCAUCUUGUCGCUGAUGACCUUACGCUCCAAGUCCUCCACGGUCCUGGCGCAGCGUUUCAACGCCGCUGUUUUUUUGCGCUGUGUUUGGCCACGCUCUGAGAUGUGGCCACAGGUCAGUUGCGUGGUAGAUGCCAAUCUGGACGCGAAGGCAUGGGCCAAUAUCACUUCGCUAUCAGAGAAAGAGGUCUUUCUUCAGGCCUUGGUCAAAGAGCUGCAUGGCUCGGUGGUGAGUGAUGCUGGUUUGAAAAGCUACGCAUUGGUGGCACCCAGCGAGUACAACCUCCUGUUGAGUCAGUUGAAGACACAACUGUGGCUCUGCGGCGGCGACACAGGACGCCCAUGUGAUGCGCCUGUCGCGAAUUGGCAAAACGUCGUCGGUGGCAAAGAUCCCCAGAAGACGGCGGCUUUUGCGCAGAAUUUGCUGCGCUGGCGCGGAAUGGAGGUCUCGGAUGAACAGGCAUUCUUGGCCUGGGCCAGGUCGCCGCCAGAAGACCUGAACGCUGCACUGGACCAGCACCUUGGCAUCCUUGGACCCCAGCGUCGCAAGGCUAAAGGGUGCGAGCUUCGUUUGUGGUGGCAGCCGACCGUGCAGAAACUCAGGGAACCAGAAUACUCGAGUCAUUCGCAAAAACCUUCAGCUUCGCCAUGGAUGUCGCAGCUCAGUGCCGGCUUGGUGGAUUUCUCAACUCCAGCCCUAAGAGAUGAAGCCAUCGAACUUCUGGUGGCCGCCUUUAAUGAUGAACCCAGUUUCCGCUGGGUUGUUGGCACUGAAGCGGGAUCAGAGGGGCAAUACCUGCGAUACGUUCGCUGGUUGGCCGCCUUAGCCGUGCAUGUGAUUCUAGCAGUGCGUGGGCUCUCUUUGGCUGUCCGAGAGGACGGAGAGGAUGGAGAGGACCAAAUGCUGGGUGUGGCCUUGUUGAUACCACCUGAAACACGCUUGGAGGAUGUGGGUCUGGCCGAGCUCACGAAGACGUCAGGUGUGGGUCUUCCACCUUUUCAUCGAAGUUUUCGAUCAAAGAAGGUGCAGGUUUCUUGGGGCCGCGCGGCCCGUCGCCGUGAGCGGGCAUUGAGUACCAUUACCAGAGAUACGCAUCGACAGCUGGCAAACAUGCCGCAUUGGUAUUUGUGGUUUCUGGCAGUGAAACCCCACGUCCAAGGUCGGGGGGUUGGAACUCUGCUCCUGGAUGAGAUCCAGAAGUUGCAGGAUCGCGAUGUGUUCCCUUGCUACCUGGACAGCGGGUGGGUGUAG